CACGGGGUCAGUUCGCUCGAAAAUGCAGCAGGAAGCUGGGGUCCAGUGUUCUGGUCGAGUUCUUGUUGAGUGUUGCAUUGUUCGCGACGUCGGAUCUCAGGGUCAGGCGUGCUCUUCGGAGGAUGGUCAUGGUGGAGCACGGAGGGGAAGCUGGGACGAGUGUGCGGGGGAUGUGUUGUGUGGAGUGGCUCGUUCGGGCCCUUAUCGCGAAGCCAGCCGCAUCAUUUGGCGUCUGCUUCUCUCCAUGCCGCGGUCGUGGUUGUGAACGCCCCCCUUUUGUCAAUAGCGAGAAGAGCACACUGCUUUGUGGACCAUGGCAGUCUGCGGAUACGAGCGAGAAGGCGAUAACGAGCCCGACUCAGAGGAGAAGGCGAACGCCCGAUAAAGUGUUGUUGCACUGAGAGUGUACCGCAGAGAGACAGCUGAGCUGAUGAGGUACGAGAUCGUGCAGAAGCUUGGCCGCGGGGCCUACGGGAUCGUCUGGAAGGCAAUCGACAAGAAGACCAGAGAGGUGGUGGCGCUGAAGAAGUGCUUCGAUGCGUUCCAGAAUGCGACGGACGCGCAGCGGACCUUCCGUGAAAUCAUGUUUUUGCAGGAGCUGAAUGGCCACGAGAACAUCGUCAAACUGCUGAACGUGCUGAAGGCCGACAACGACCAGGACAUCUAUCUCGUCACCGACUACAUGGAGUCAGACCUCCAUGCCGUCAUUCGGGCUAACAUCCUGGAGGACAUCCACAAGACGUACAUCAUCCACCAGCUUCUCCGGUCGCUGCGGUACAUGCACUCUGGACAGAUGCUGCACCGCGACAUCAAGCCGUCGAACAUACUGCUCAACUCGGACUGCCAGGUGAAGGUCUGCGAUUUUGGCCUCGCCAGGAGCGUCCUGCACCGUGGGGACAACGCGCCGAACCCAGUGCUCACCGACUACGUCGCGACCCGCUGGUACCGUGCCCCCGAGAUUCUCCUGGGCUCCACGUCGUAUACCAAGGGCGUCGACCUCUGGAGCGUCGGCUGCAUCCUCGGUGAGCUGAUGUCUGGGAAGCCGGUGUUCCCAGGCACCUCCACCAUGAACCAGCUGGACAGGAUCAUGGAGGUGACAGGGCGGCCGGCGUCGGAGGACGUGGAGGCGAUCAGGUCGCCCUUCGCGGCCACCAUGCUGGAGUCCCUGCCGAUGUCCAGGCCGAGGCCCUUCAGCCAGCUGUUCCCCAACGCCAGCGUCGAGGCUCUGGACAUGGUCCGGCUGUACCUGAUGUUCAACCCGGACAAGCGGAUCUCCGCGAAGGACGCCCUGCAGCACCCGUACUGCGUCCAGUUCUACUGCGAGGAGGAGAACGAGGUCGGGAGGGAGAUCAGGAUCCCCCUCGACGACAACGUCAAGCUCACCGUGCAGGACUACCGAGAGCGCCUGUACAGCUCGGACGAGGAGGAGGAGCGCCGCCGGCACGUCGGGGGCCUCGAGGCCCAGGAGCUGACCUAGGCGUCCCCCGUGCACCCGCGUGCGCCAGGCCAGCGGGCGCGCUCGCAGCACCAGGGCCCGCGGGCUGCUCAGGC
This is a messenger RNA of Prorocentrum cordatum, 1551 nucleotides long. The record is from the annotation of a GenBank genome assembly. NCBI's taxonomy places the organism in Eukaryota, Dinophyceae, Prorocentrales, Prorocentraceae.